AUGGAUAAAAGACCGAUAAAUGAAUCAUCGACAAAUUUUCCGUCACUACCGCGUCCCCCACCAUUACCGAGCACAUUCCUUGACUUGCUUAACAAUACUUAUGAUGACGCGGAUAUAGUACAUAUGCUCGCCGAAACGGCAGAUAUGUCACAAAGAAUAUCUACCGAUGCCCCUUUAGAAUCAUCCUUUACAUUUGUAGACGAAAUCCCAGUAUUUAAACAACCGAAUCCGCCAGAAUUAAUGGCAUUCGAUGAUUUGGGCCAAUUAAAUAAAACUAAUGAUUAUUCAGAAGACAUGAAUUGGCUUGAUAAUGAUGGAAUGUAUGAUAUGGAAUUUGAAGAAUUAAACGCAGAUGAAUUUCAGGUUCAGGAUGAAGACAUUCAAAAAUUUAUGACUGAGAUAGAUUCUAAUUUAAACGAGGGUGAUGAUCACAUUGAAUCUGGAGACGAGGAAGAUUUUGAGCGACUUCUAUCUCAAGCACAAGCAAUUGGAAAAGAUCUUUCCACUGGUGAUGUCGUUCCUCAUUUAUGGCAAAAUUUAGAAAGUGAAUGGAAUGAAUUUAAUAAAGAUUUGAGAAUCACUAGUGGAAUAGGAAAAAUCCGGAAGGGAAGGAGUGGUCCAAGAAUUCGCACGCUGUCACCUAUGCUAAAGAAGUUAUUAGGAGACGCAAACUUGUAUUAUGUCAAUAAACAAUAUCCACAAGCCAUUAUAACUCUUCAAGAGAUUGUAAAGAUGGAUCCGAAUAUCCAUAUUGCUUGGUUUACGUUAGGAACCAUACAAGAUGAGAUAGGAUGUCCGGAUAAAGCGCUGCAAUUAUAUUUAGUUGCUGCACAUUUAACACCAAAGGAUGGUGCCUUAUGGAAAAGAUUAGGCUUAUUAAGCAAAGAUCAAAACGCUCUUCAUCAAGCAAUAUAUUGCUUCUCUAAGGCGAUUAGAUGUGAUCAUAAUGAUGAAGAUGCCAUCUGGGAUAGGUGCAUUCUUUAUGGAGAAAUAGGAGAAUAUAGAAAAGCAAUUGACGGAUUUAAAAAACUUUUACAAGAAAUGCCUUAUGACAUGAAUAUCAUUAGAGAAAUUACAAGAAUACAAGUACUGUUAAAUGAGAUUCCACAAGCCGUUGAGCUCUAUCUUGAUGCAUACGAAUAUUAUAGAAGCCAACCCUUUUCAGAAGAUCCCGAAUCUGAAGGCAGUUUGGGAUUUUCGGAAAUUAAUAUCAUGGCUGAGCUGUAUAUGCUUAUGAAUGAUUUUAGUAGUGCUAUUGAAUUCAUAAAACAAGGUGUGCGUUGGUUGCAAGGAAGGGAGAAUGAAACUUGGUGGGAUGCAGUCGCUGAUGAUCGAGAAUAUGAAGAAGAUGAGAAAGCAAAUAGAAGAGACACAUCUAUGUUAUUAGCUCGAUUUAGUGGUGUAGAUAAUAUUGGUGGUUCGAACGCUCCAUUACCAUUGGAAUUAAGAGUUAAAUUAGGACAAUGCAGAGUCGAAUUGGAACAACUCGAAGAAGCAAAAGCAAUUGAAAAAUAUGUUGACCUAUAUUAUGAGGUCGCCGAGACUUAUGCUGAAAAAGGAUUGUUUGAAGAUGCGUUGGCAAUUUAUGAAAUUGUUGUUUCGAAUAAUUCCACAAAUAAUGCAACCGCAUGGCUUCGAAUAGGAGCAUGUCAUCGGGAAUUAGGAAAUUUGCAAAGUGCUGUAAAAUAUUAUAAAGCGGCGGUGGACGAUUUACCCGAUGAUUUAGAUGCUAAAAUGGCCCUUGCUGAAGCAUAUGAAGGUUUAGGUGAAAAUGAGAAGGCACUGGAAAUUUAUCGCAAAUCUAAGCGAGCGGAAAAUGAAACCACUAAAACACAACAGAUAUCAACGUCGCAAAAUAGACCAAUUGUCAUCGAUACACCCUCAACAUUUCCGCAAAGCCUUGAUUCAUCACUAAUUCAUGAAUUAGAAGAAACGAAAGCUAACGCUUUCCAAAGAACACAGGAAGAACAUAAAAGACAACAAGCUGAAAAAGAACAUGAAACAAAGCUUCAAUUUCAUAGGCUCGAAUUAUUAUAUAAUAGUUUAAGGAAUGACGGCAAAAAACUUUCGGAUGAGUUUUCAAGGGAUGGAGACAAAGAAUCUCCAGAGGGUGAUAAUAAAAAAGCCCCAGAAGAGGAGUUUCUAAAAACAGCCAGAAUAUUAUUCGAAGAUCUUAAAAAUCACAGACAAUUCUUUCCCAGGGACAAGGCAAUAUUCUAUUAUAUUUCCAAGAUGAUUCCAUACAAAGGUUUUGACCGUCGUAGAUGUUGGAGAAGACAAUUGGCAUUAAGGGCGGAAGCUGCUGAUGAUGAUGAUGCAGAUCUUGAAGAACAAGCAACCACCAUGGCUAAGAGAUUACAAUGGCAGAUUGAUGGUGAAAUUGGAGAAUUGGAAGCCGAAAUACAUAAAAAAAUGACAGAGUUCCAGGGUCUAACAUUUGCGCAGUGGUUUGACUUUUCCAUAAAGUAUAUUUUUAUUGCCACCACAUAUGGUUACGAGCAAGAAGCUUUUGAUGUUCUCCGAACCGUUUCUAGAGCCAACAUUUUUUAUCACAACAGUAAAUAUAAAACUGGGUUUAAGCUAUUAUCAUUAGGUAGGUCAAAUUCGCAGAAAUAUUUUCUUCGUCAAGUCAAAUCAAUGGAUAAUGGUGUUUCAGGGGAUAAAAAAACAAACGUACCAGAAAAACCUAACGAUGCUUUACUAGCUCUUUAUGGUCAUAUAUUAGCAUGUGCCAGAAGUUAUAUUGGAGCUGUUGGCUAUUAUGCCCGUGCUUACGCUGAAAAACCAAAUGACCCUCUAAUUAGUUUGUCUAUCGGACUUGCGUACUUGCACCGGGCGAUGCAGAGACAAACAGAUAAUAGGCAUCUGCAGAUUAUGCAGGGUUUUACGUUCUUAUAUAACUAUUAUGAAUUGAAAGCUCGUAAUCAAGAAGCCGAAUAUAAUCUUGGGAGAGCAUUUCAUCAAUUAGGUUUAACACAUUUAGCGGUGCCUCAUUAUAAAAAAGCUCUUGAAUUACCAUCUUUACAAGAAGUUCUUAGAGAACAAGAAAAGAAAAAUAAUGAUGAAGUUUGUGAUGAGGAUCCAACAGACUUGAAAAAAGAAGCCGCAUACAAUUUAUCACUUAUUUGUAUUGAAAGUGGAUCCGUUGGGUUAGCUGCUAACCUUUUGAAAAAGUAUUGUACUAUAUGA
Molecule: messenger RNA, 3189 nt
Organism: Dentiscutata erythropus
Lineage: Eukaryota; Fungi; Glomeromycota; Glomeromycetes; Diversisporales; Gigasporaceae
Source: the annotation of a GenBank genome assembly